Molecule: messenger RNA, 3618 nt
Organism: Ictalurus punctatus (channel catfish)
Lineage: Eukaryota; Metazoa; Chordata; Actinopteri; Siluriformes; Ictaluridae
Exons: 13
Coding region: 57-3410 (1117 amino acids)
Molecular function (GO): UDP-glycosyltransferase activity
Source: RefSeq, a predicted model, not a curated record
CAGAUAUCUCCUCUGCUGUUGGGAAUAAAGGUCAAAGUUUUGUUUUCACGUGAUAGAUGUGGAGGUUUGCAGGUUUUGUGCUCUGGCUUAUUCCAUGUGUGAGCUACAAGGCUGAUCAUCCUGCAAUCAUGAGUGCACGUGGGAGAGCUGCUCUCUGCCUUCUUUUCCUGCUCAGUCUGAACCAAACUCUGCUGUGUGUGACAGCAGGGAAAAUCCUCGUCUGGCCUUCGGAAUUCAGUCACUGGCUUAACAUGAAAAUCAUCAUCGAUGAGCUUAUAACGAGAGGACACAGUGUGACCAUCGUUACUCACAGUGCUACACCAUCUGUAAUGACAGAGCAGUCUCCGGGCUACAAUGUGGAGAUCAUACAGGUGCCUCACAGCAAGAAGGACGUUAUUGACAUCUUGGACAGGCUUUUAAACUAUUGGAUGUAUGGCCUGCCAAAUACCAACAUGAUCCAGGGUUUUCUGAAGCUCUCUGAAAUUAUUGACAAUAUGUUGGAGCAGAAUCAAGUACUAUGCAGAGCGCUUUUUGCACGUGAAGAUCUGCUGGAGAAGUGGAGAAAGGAAAAGUUUGAUGUUCUUCUGACAGAUCCUGUGACUGUAUGUGGGGAACUGUUAGCACAGAAGCUCAACCUGCCAUUCAUCAACAGUCUGAGGUUCAGUUUUGCAAGUGUUAUUGAGCGACUCUGUGGUCAGCUUCCAGCACCACCAUCAUAUGUGCCAGCUGUUGGCUUGGGCUACACGGAUCACAUGGAUUUCCCACAGAGAGUGAAAAAUAUAUUGUUUAUUGUCUUUCAAGAUAUGUUGUUUAAUUUAAUGGCCAAGUUGAAAUGGGAUCACCUCGCCACAGAAGUCAUGGGCAAACCCACAACACUCUGUGAAACUAUUGGCAAAGCUGACAUCUGGUUAAUCCGCACGUAUUGGGACUUUGAAUAUCCACGGCCACUCCUCCCAAACUUUAAAUCUGUGGGCGGCUUACAUUGCAAGCCUGCAAAACCUCUACCAAAAGACAUGGAGGACUUCAUGCAGAGCUCGGGAGAUGACGGUAUUGUAGUGUUUUCAAUGGGUUCCAUGAUUAAAAACCUCACCAAAGAGAGAGCGAACACCAUCGCUUCAGCGCUCGGCCAGAUUCCCCAAAAGGUCUUGUGGCGAUACACAGGCGAGAAACCAGAAGCUCUUGCUUCUAAUACUAGACUCUAUGACUGGAUUCCCCAGAAUGAUUUACUAGGACAUCCUAAAACCAAGGCCUUCAUCACCCAUGGUGGGAUUAAUGGAAUAUAUGAAGCGAUUUAUCAUGGAGUUCCCAUGGUGGGCCUGCCGCUGUUUGCAGAUCAGCCUGACAAUGUAAAUCACAUGAAAACCAAAGGAGCUGCUGUUAUGCUUGACUUUAACAAAAUAGAGACCAACGACUUGAAGCAAGCGGUCGAUGAUGUCAUUAACAAUCCAUCCUACAAGGAGAGCAUGAUGAGACUAUCUCGAAUCCACCAUGAUCAACCAGUGAAGCCGCUAGACCAAGCUGUCUUCUGGAUUGAGUUUGUGAUGCGCAAUAAGGGGACCAAGCACCUGAGGGUUGAAGCCCAUAACCUCACGUGGUAUCAGUACCACUGCUUGGACGUGGCAGCCUUUUUGCUUUCUGUAAUCACACUAGUCAUGUUCAUCUUUGUGAAAACAUGUAGUUGGCUCUUCCGUAAAUGUUUCAGAAAGACCCCAGCAAAGAGCAAGAAAGAUGCAAUGUGGAGGUUUGCAGGUUUUGUGCUCUGGCUUAUUCCAUGUGUGAGCUACAAGGCUGAUCAUCCUGCAAUCAUGAGUGCACGUGGGAGAGCUGCUCUCUGCCUUCUGUUCCUGCUCAGUUUGAACCAAACUCUGCUGUGUGUGACAGCAGGGAAAAUCCUCGUCUGGCCUUCGGAAUUCAGUCACUGGCUUAACAUGAAAAUCAUCAUCGAUGAGCUUAUAACGAGAGGACACAGUGUGACCAUCGUUACUCACAGUGCUACACCAUCUGUAAUGACAGAGCAGUCUCCGGGCUACAAUGUGGAGAUCAUACAGGUGCCUCACAGCAAGAAGGACAUUAUUGACAACUUUGACAGGCUUUUAAACUAUUGGAUGUAUGACCUGCCAAAUACCAACACCAUCCAGGCUUUUCUGAAGCUCUCUGAAUUUAUUGACAAUAUAUUCGAGCAGAAUCAAGUACUAUGCAGAGCGCUUUUUGCACGUGAAGAUCUGCUGGAGAAGUGGAGAAAGGAAAAGUUUGAUGUUCUUCUGACAGAUCCUGUGACUAUAUGUGGGGAACUGUUAGCACAGAAGCUCAACCUGCCGUUCAUCAACAGUGUGAGGAUCAGUUUUGGGAGUUUAAUUGAGCGAUUCUGUGGUCAGCUGCCGACACCACCAUCAUAUGUGCCAGCUGUUGGCAUGGGCUACACGGAUCACAUGGAUUUCCCACAGAGAGUGAAAAAUAUAUUGUUUAUUGUCUUUCAAGAUAUGUUCUUUAAUCUAAUGUUCAAGUUGAAAUGGGAUCACCUCUUUACAGAAGUCAUGGGUAAACCCACAACACUCUGUGAAACUAUUGGCAAAGCUGACAUCUGGUUAAUCCGCAUGUAUUGGGACUAUGAAUAUCCACGGCCACUCCUCCCAAACUUCAAAUUUGUGGGUGGCUUACAUUGCAAGCCUGCAAAACCUCUACCAAAAGACAUGGAGGACUUCGUGCAGAGCUCGGGAGAUGACGGUAUUGUAGUGUUUUCAAUGGGUUCCAUGGUUAAAAACCUCACCAAAGAGAGAGCGAACACCAUCGCUUCAGCGCUCGGCCAGAUUCCCCAAAAGGUCUUGUGGCGAUACACAGGCGAGAAACCAGAAGCUCUUGCUUCUAAUACUAGACUCUAUGACUGGAUUCCCCAGAAUGAUUUACUAGGACAUCCUAAAACCAAGGCCUUCAUCACCCAUGGUGGGAUUAAUGGAAUAUAUGAAGCGAUUUAUCAUGGAGUUCCCAUGGUGGGCCUGCCGCUGUUUGCAGAUCAGCCUGACAAUAUAAAUCACAUGAAAACCAAAGGAGCUGCUGUUAUGCUUGACUUUAACAAAAUAGAGACCAACAACUUGAAGCAAGCGGUCGAUGAUGUCAUUAACAAUCCAUCCUACAAGGAGAGCAUGAUGAGACUAUCUCGAAUCCACCACGAUCAACCAGUGAAGCCGCUAGACCAGGCCGUCUUCUGGAUUGAGUUUGUGAUGCGCAAUAAGGGGGCCAAGCACCUGAGGGUCGAAGCCCAUAACCUCACGUGGUAUCAGUACCACUGCUUGGACGUGGCAGCCUUUUUGCUUUCUGUAAUCGCACUAGUCGUGUUCAUCUUUGUGAAAACAUGUAGUUGGCUCUUCCGUAAAUGUUUCAGAAAGACCCCAGCUAAGAGCAAGAAAGAGUGAAGCAUUCAUAUAUGAAUGUAUUAAUAAGUAUUGUGAUAUUUUGACGUAGAUUUUAGGAAUAACACACACUGUUACAUGGACAUUAUACAUUCCGGAGGUUUUUACUGUUUAUACAGUGCAGCAUAGUACUGUAUGUCCAGAUUUACUUUUAAAUGAUUCCAACACUAUUGAGAACACAGCAAUUAAACAGAUUUUUAUCUGCAUCAUG